GCUGCCUUCUGGGCCCGGCCGGACCUGGGCCGACGCGGAGCGGGACGCCGUGACGCCGCCAGGGGGCGCUGGGAGUGGGUACGGCCUGGCGGCUGCCUGCGGAGCUCAGGGCCGGUUUAGGGACGGACCGGAAGUGCCCAAACUCGGCGGCAGAGUGCCACCCUGAGCACCUGGGGCCGCCACCGCCCACAGACCAUGUUCCUGGUGCGCCUGACUUCUCAGCUGCUUAGGGCUGUUCCUCGGGCAGGUUGCGGUUGGCCCUGGCCCGUCUCAGGGGUGCUAGGCAGGUGUGCCUGUCGGCCCUGCUACAGCACACAGCCAACAGGCCCAAGCGGAGUUGCCUCCAUCCCUGGCAGGGGGCUCCAGCUGGAGCUUGAGGAGAUGCUGGUCCCCAGAAAGAUGUCCGUCAGUCCCCUGGAGAGCUGGCUGACCGCCCACUACCUCCUACCCAGACUAGCUGCUGGAGGCCCAGCGACCGUGGCUCCAGCCCGACUCUAUGAGUGUCCACCUAGCCAAGUGGGGGAACGGGCUGAGCGGGGGGAUGUGGGGGCCUGGGACGCACCCCGGAUGCAGUGCAAAAAUGUACUGAAGAUCCGCCGGCGGAAGAUGAAUCACCACAAGUACCGCAAACUGGUCAAAAGGACCCGGUUCCUGCGGCGGAAGGUCCGGGAAGGGCGCCUGAAACGGAAGCAGAUCAAGUUCGAGAGAGACCUGAGGCGCAUCUGGCUGAAGGCAGGCUUGAAGGAAGCCCCUGCAGGCUGGCAGACCCCCAAGAUCUACCUGAAGGGCAAAUGACUCUAGUGCUCCUCCCCCCACCCGUUACCGCUGACGACCCAUUGUAAUAAACGUUCAGAGAACGCA
This is a messenger RNA of Prionailurus viverrinus (fishing cat), 861 nucleotides long. It is a transcript of the gene AURKAIP1, whose product is annotated as aurora kinase A interacting protein 1. Gene Ontology annotation, cellular component: mitochondrion. The coding region runs from base 196 to 795 and encodes 199 amino acids. The transcript is spliced from 4 exons. The record is from RefSeq and is a predicted model, not a curated record. Gene Ontology annotation, biological process: mRNA processing. Lineage: Eukaryota; Metazoa; Chordata; Mammalia; Carnivora; Felidae.